AUGUAAAAAACGCAUUGGUGACGAAGAAUCCAAAAUGGCAGACAAUUUGGAAAACAAAAAUUCUGAUUCAGGACCACAGAAGAAGCCAAGGUCCUUUGAUAUAACUGCCAUGUUUGAAGAGGCUAGAAAAACAGCUAUAGAGAGAUCACAAGGUAAUAUUGAACACCAUGAAGACAAGGAAUCGAAAAAAACUACAAAACCAGAUGAUUCCAGCAGUAGCUCAGGCAAUGAUUCAAGUGACUCAUCUGAUUCUGAAUCAGACAAAACUUCUGGAAAAGCCAAAAUAAAACCUAGUUCAAAUGAUGAUGAAAUGAUUGGUCCACCACUACCACCUGGAUUUGCACCUGUUGUAGAUAAAUUAAAACAGCAAAUCCAGAAAUAUGAUUCUGAUGAUGAUGAUUCUGAGGAAGAAGAGGAGACAUUAGAUCAAAAGAUUCCAUCUAGUCAUGAAAUUUCUCUCAAUCAUGGUGCUAAAACAGUAUCAGCAUUAACUUUGGAUCCUUCAGGAGCUAGAUUAGUGACAGGAGGCAAUGAUUAUCAGGUUAAAUUCUUUGAUUUUGCUGGAAUGGAUGCAUCAUUACGAUUCUUCAGACAAAUCCAGCCAUGCGAAAGUCAUCCAAUAAGGCAGUUACAGUACAGUUCUACAGGUGAUAAGAUUCUGGUUGUGUCUGGUAACUGUAAGCCUAAAGUUUUAGAUCGAGAUGGUCAUGAGGUGUUAGAGUGUAUGAAAGGAGAUCCAUAUAUAAAUGAUGUAGCUAAUACAAAGGGUCACACUGCAAUGUUAAAUGGUGGAUGUUGGAACCCAAAAGUCAGAGAAGAAUUCAUGACAUGUUCAAAUGAUGCAUCUGUUAGACUUUGGGAUGUAAACACAGGAUGCAAAAAACAUAAAAAUAUAAUGAAACCUAAAACACAACAAGGAAGAAAAUGUAUUCCCACAGCUUGUUGUUAUAGUAAUGAUGGACGAUGGGUAGCAUGUGGUUGUCAGGAUGGUUCCAUACAAAUAUGGGACCAUAAUAAAAAUUUUGUUAAUGUUGGAAUGGUGAGCAGAACAGCACAUAUGAAUGGUACAGACACUUCCUGUUUAUGCUUUUCGUAUGAUGACAGGGUCUUAGCAUCCAGGGGAGGUGACGAUACUGUCAAAUUAUGGGACAUAAGAAACUUCAAAACACCACUUGUAAGCAGGGAUGGAUUAACAAACUUCUUUCCAGUUACUGACUGUAUAUUCAGUCCAGAUGACAGAAUGGUGAUAACUGGUUUGUCAAUUAAAAAAGGUCAAGGUAAAGGCAAGCUGCUAUUUAUGGACAGACAGACACUUGAUACUGUGACAGAAAUUGAAAUAUCAGAUACAAGUGUAGUCAGAUGUUUAUGGCAUCCAAGGUUAAAUCAAAUAGUUGUAGGUAGUGCAGAUGGCAUUGUUAAGUUAUUCUACGAUCCAAAAAAAAGUCACAGAGGAGCACUACUCUGUGUUGUUAAGAAACCCAGGGAGUCCAAACAGAUGCAAGUAUUGUCAACUAGACAGAUUAUCACACCAUAUGCCUUACCAAUGUUCAGAGAAGCUAGACCUACAAGUACAAGGAAAUUUGAAGAAAGACAACGCAAAGACCCUUUAAAAUCUAGACGCCCAGAUUUACCUAUAACUGGACCAGGUGAAGGAGGACGAUUAGCAGAAAAAGGUGCUACUUUGUCACAGUAUGUUGUACAGAGUAUGAUACUAAGGAAACCAGAUAAAUAUGAGAGCAAUCCAAGGGAGGCUAUCCUGAGACAUGCUAAAGAAGCAGCAGAAAAUCCUUUUUGGGUGGAUGUAGCUUAUCAGAAGACACAACCAAAGAAAAUAUUUCAACAACCUGAGAGGGAAAAAGAGGAAGAUGAUGAUGACCAUCCUUUGUACAAAAAACACAAAAUGGGAUGAACUUAAUGUCACAAUAAUACCUCUUUUAAAAACAUAUAUCUAGAAUUUAUUGACUACAAGGUUGGUGUGUAUAUUGUGAAGUAAAAUUCUGAAGAACAACAGCUAUUCCAGUAUUGCCUGAGAGAGCUAUUUACAUUUUGCCAUAUUGGGCCAAGAGACGUACCGAUUCUUUAUGGAAAAACACAAAAGCAAUAUAAUAUGCUAUCAAGAUAUGAAUACACUUUACCAGUAACUAAAUUCAGACACGACAUCCAGACUGUGAUGAAAAAUACAGUAUAAAUUUUUAAACUUUG
Messenger RNA from Mytilus californianus (California mussel), 2202 nucleotides. Its product is annotated as WD repeat-containing protein 70-like. The record is from RefSeq and is a predicted model, not a curated record. The coding region runs from base 35 to 1909 and encodes 624 amino acids. Lineage: Eukaryota; Metazoa; Mollusca; Bivalvia; Mytilida; Mytilidae. Gene Ontology annotation, molecular function: protein binding. The transcript is spliced from 16 exons. Gene Ontology annotation, cellular component: site of double-strand break; nucleus. Gene Ontology annotation, biological process: regulation of DNA double-strand break processing.